AACCAGUAAGUUCCUAACGUUCGGUGAAUUCUCAAAUAGCAUCGCAAAACGAAACCAAAAAAGCAUCCAACCAUCAAGAUGAAAGUGCUGGUAUGCAUGAUCGUGGUGGCAUCCGUGUUCGGCGUUAUCCUUGCUGCUCCUCUAGAUGGCCAGCAGCAGACACUGGCACCGGUUGAGGGUGCAGAAAAGCGUCAGGAAAAGCGUGGCAUUGGUCUCGCGUACACCGGACUUUCCGGAUUUGGCGCUUAUGACACGACGCUCGGACUGGCUGGCUAUCCCGCGACCGCUUACAUCACACCGACCGUAAUCAAAUCAACGUACACCGUUCCAGCGGCAGCUACCUACCAUACGGCGGCAGCAUACGAUGCGGCACACAGUAAAUUCGCCUACGGUGGUUUCUAUCCGGCCAGCUACGGUGCGUACAGUACGGGAGGAUACGGUGCGUUCGCAGCACCAGCCAGCUACAGCAAAAUCGUUCACCCGGCUACCAGUACGUACACGAAGGUCAUCCAGACGUAUCCAUCGGCGACGCUAGUAUCGGCUGGUACUCCGGCGGUCGCCAGCUACACGGGCGUGGGCAGUCUUGGGGGAUACGUUUACUAGUGGCAAUGGUGAGCAGUUCUGGGAAUGGACGCCUUUGAAUGAUGCAUGAAAAUAAAAUAUCACCUAAAUGUGGGUCGAGUAUUUCAAUAUUGUAACUGU
This is a messenger RNA of Anopheles stephensi (Asian malaria mosquito), 702 nucleotides long. RefSeq lists its product as uncharacterized. The transcript is spliced from 3 exons. NCBI's taxonomy places the organism in Eukaryota, Metazoa, Arthropoda, Insecta, Diptera, Culicidae. Bases 79 to 603 code for a protein of 174 amino acids. The record is from RefSeq and is a predicted model, not a curated record.